CAGUCAUUCGUCAAGAAUUCACUAUUUACAUUUAAAACUUUAGGUACUGCAAGAGUGCAAGUUUUAAACCAAAGUAUCAUUUGAUUUUGCUAUCGGCAGUUUCGAUGAGCCCAGUUGGGAUGCUACAUGGACAUGUCCUAAAGGCUCUAAUAGUCACAAAACAAGAAUGAGUCUUUCACUGAUUCAACAGCAUCAUUAUUCAAUUUUUAUUCAGUUCUAAAGGUGUCUUCAAGCAAGUUCAACAUGACUGUGCCCACAGAACAUUUGUAUGGAAAUGUUAUACGGCAAGAUAUUGUUAAAUGUAAUUCUGCUCUGAAAAUAUACUUACAGACUAUUCAAGAGCACAAGGGUGAUGAAGCAGAGCUGAAUGAAAUCUCUGCUUCUGUGAGAACAAAGCUGAGUCAACUUAGAGGUCUCAUAGCUAAUCUCAAGACUUUAGCUAAGGAAGAAGACAAUUUAGAAUCAAGAAAAUUUCUUUUAGAAGACAUUGUGGAGCAGGAGUCUGCUCUUCAACAAACUCAUUCAUUACUUAGAAAUGCUUUGUUUCGAGCUCAACUUGCCAUAACUGAAAGGCAGAAAAAUGAACUCUUCAGCUAUCAAUCAGUCCAGAGCGAUAAGGAAGGUCACCAAUUAAGACACCGCAUGAGCACUGAACUCGCCCUCAAGCAGUCGUCUCAGCUCACCAAUGACCUCCUCAAUGCCACCAGAAUGAUCCAAGACAACACCGAAAAGAGCACUAAAACGCUCGAUAAGUUAGUGGAGAGCUCGGAGACAUUGACAGCAACACGUGAGGAGUUGAAAGGACUGGGCUCCGUCAUUAGCCAAGCACGAAAGCUGCUCAGCAAAUAUGGUCGCAGGGAAAACACUGACAAGCUCCUCAUCUUUCUAGGCUUUGUUUUCUUUGCUGCAUGUUGCCUCGUUGUCAUUAGAAAUAGAUUAAACAUAUUCUAGUUGCAAUCUGUUGUCCAAUUCUCCCAAUCUUUCAUUAUCGAAAGUGGAACAAGUUUUUUAUUUGAGAUAUAUCGUGUAUGUACACAUAUAUAUUGUACUGUAUCAUUUUUCCACAAGUCACUCAGUGAAUUGAGCAAUUUCAUAUGGAUUACAAAAUAAGUUUCAUUUUAUAUGUUGCCCUUAGCUAUCUGAUGAUGCGUUAGUGCGAUUACAGUUGUAGCAAAGAAGUCUGCCUCACUCAUAACUUGGACUGACCAGACCUGCAGAUGCAAAAUCUCAUCCCUGUGAUACAACUCCAACUGUCGAUUUCCUGUUCGAUGCUACGUAGAUUUUCUCGUAUUC
Hyalella azteca is the source of this 1293-nucleotide messenger RNA. It is a transcript of the gene Sec20, whose product is annotated as vesicle transport protein SEC20. The transcript is spliced from 6 exons. Gene Ontology annotation, cellular component: SNARE complex; endoplasmic reticulum; Golgi apparatus. Gene Ontology annotation, molecular function: SNAP receptor activity. NCBI's taxonomy places the organism in Eukaryota, Metazoa, Arthropoda, Malacostraca, Amphipoda, Hyalellidae. Bases 244 to 951 code for a protein of 235 amino acids. Gene Ontology annotation, biological process: retrograde vesicle-mediated transport, Golgi to endoplasmic reticulum. The record is from RefSeq and is a predicted model, not a curated record.